AGAGCUUCUCCGAUUGGAGGGGCGCUUGCGUCACUGACGAAGAAAACCGAACUUCCCCGAGCAGCCACUGUCAGUCUGGUAUGUAAACAAGGUCAGACACUGCACCACACAUUACCGAACGGUGGGACUUCUCACUUUACCAACAAAAAGAAAACCAAGAAAAUACCUGAAAAAGCUCUGUUUGAAGGAUACGAAAACUCAGAAGCCAAGAUGAUGCAGUGUUUUCAUUUCAUGGUAGAGCCGGCGAAAAACUUCACGGCCAAGAUUAAGGAAUCACACAAGAAGGCAAAGAAAGAGAAGAGGGAGUGUCUGGAUGAGGAUCAGCUGUUUGUUGUGGAACUGGCAAAAGACCUCAGCCGAGUGUGCCAGAGAUCAGCAGUCCUGGAGCACAUCUGGAACCAAGAUGACAUCUGGUCUACUUCUCUCUGCAGUAGCUUCAUCCUGCAGUGGGCAUCCAUGCUGGAGAGCAAGAGGAGGCCCAUGCAGACUGAUGGCUGGCCAGAGACGAACAAGGGCACACAACCUGAUCUGAUUAAUGUAAAUGACCUGCAGCAGGCCAAAACUGAGAUCUUGAACUGGGUCAAGGAUUUAAGAGCUCAGCCUGAGCAAAGCGUGUGGCCUGGAGAAUCAGUAGCAAAGGUCCUGGAGGACAUGCAGUCCGCCUGGCGCUGGGGCCGCGCUCCUAAUCUGCUGGCUGCAAUGGAAAUGGUUAUGUGGACUUUAAUUUUACAGCAACCUGAUAAGGAGACCAUUCCACAGCAGUGGCUUCUGUGGAAGCAGAAGACUCAGAAAAUUGGUGCUAUAUCCUACAUUCCUCAGCCAGUUUGGGACUGGGUCGCAGAUGCCUCAGUGGAGGUGACUCUGGAUCUGGACACCGCCAACCCUGAUCUGCUCAUCUCCACCGAUGAGAAGAGGAUGCGCUGUGGCUUUGAGAGGAAAGAUAUUCCCAACUACCACCAGCGCUUUGAUGGCUGGUGGUGCGCUGUUGGAAUGGAGGGCUUGGGCUCUGGUCGCCAUUACUGGGAGGCAGAGGUGGGAGAGCGUGACUGGCGACUGGGCGUGGCCAAAGAAUCAGCCCUGAGGAAGGGCUUCAAGUCCCUGAAUACAGAUACUGGGUACAUGACCCUUCGUCUGGAGAGAGGCUCUGAGCUGAAGGCGCUGACCGUGCCCUUCACCGCUCUGCCACCUGAGCUCAUCCCCCAUAAGGUGGGCAUCUACCUUGACUACGACAACUGCCAGCUGUCUUUCUAUGACGUAGAUAAACAUUCACACAUUUAUACCUACAACGAGACCUUUACUGAGAGGCUGUUCCCCUUGUUUGGUACGGUGGAGAUUGUUAAGGAUCUGGUGAUCAGGUCUCCAGCACCCAAGACCCACUGUCUCUGCCCCACGUCCUGCCUGUGGGCUUGAGUUUUCUCUGUAAGAUGUGCUCAUAGGAACCAGUUGGCACCAUGAAACCAUAUGUAUAACAAACCAGAAUCACUGAGAGAAAUCCUGUGUAAAAGACCAUCAUUGUAUCAGCUAUCCAAUAGCUCCACUAUGUGACCACUCUGUAUGCUACUUCUGCUUUAAUGUGAUUGCUGCUACCCCUUCUCUCUAUAGAGUUAUAUUGCUAAUCUUUGCUUAAAUGUAUUUUCAUAUAUCUGAGAAGGAGCCCAUUGUUCUAAUUUUAUGUAAUGUGCAAUAUUAAUCCUGCACCAAGAAUGCACUUCUGUGAAUAAUAAAUAAACCAAAUCCAGUCUUAA
This is a messenger RNA of Melanotaenia boesemani (Boeseman's rainbowfish), 1745 nucleotides long. RefSeq names its product butyrophilin subfamily 3 member A3. The coding region runs from base 211 to 1410 and encodes 399 amino acids. Lineage: Eukaryota; Metazoa; Chordata; Actinopteri; Atheriniformes; Melanotaeniidae. Gene Ontology annotation, molecular function: protein binding. The record is from RefSeq and is a predicted model, not a curated record. The transcript has 10 exons.